CGCGCUUUUCAAGAGGUAUGGGGUUAUCCACCGCAUCUCCACCGCCUACCAUCCACAGUCAAACGGACAAGCCGAGGUAACAAAUAGAGAGAUCAAGUCCAUUUUAGAGAAGACUGUGAACCCCAAYCGGAAAGACUGGAGCUUAAGGAUUAAUGACGCCUUGUGGGCCUAUCGUUCGGCCUACAAGACGCCCAUAGGUAUGUCUCUUUUCCGGUUGGUGUACGGUAAACCUUGCCACCUCCCGGUGGAAUUAGAGCACAAGGCGUAUUGGGCGGUGAAGACGUGCAAUAUGGAUUUGGAUGAAGCGGGAUCGCAUAGGAAGCUUCAAAUUCAAGAGUUAGAGGAGAUACGGAACGAUGCCUACGAAAAUGCUCGCAUUUAUAAGGCGAAGACCAAGGCGUUCCAUGACUCUCAUAUAUCACUGGAAAUUCAAAGUCUAUCUACGGGGCAAAUUUUCAAAGUUAACGGYCAUAGGCUAAAGCCGUUCUAUGAAGGGUUUGAUGGAAGGGAAUUAGAGAGAGUAGCUUUGGACACGCCAAGCUACAACAAUUGAACCGAGUAUGGUCUAGCCAAAGACGUAAAAGAAAGGCGCUGCGUGGGAGGCAACCCAUGAAUUUCCAUUUCUUUUUAUUUAUUGCUUUCAGUUAUUUAAUUUACUUUUAGAUUCUUAAUUUCACUCUUAGAUUUCUGCAUUCUCAGUUUCACCCCGAAUGUUGGACGCUUAAAGAGACGCGCCCAUCUCCACGGAUUCUUACAUUGGGAGGUCACUCAUCAAAUCAGGGGAGUUUUCUAUUCCUUUUUCCUUAAUUGUUUAGAGUGUCCUCUAAUUAUUGCAUACCUUGAGGACAAUGUAUGAAUUAAGUGUGGGGGUGGGGUUAUUUGCAUGAAAUGGGUAUAUAAAUGGUUUUAGGGGUCAAAUUUUUGCUUUUUGCAAAUUUUGUGCUUAAAUGAGGAUCUUGUCCGUUUUGACAAUGUGUUAGCAUGCUUUUAUUGAGCUUAAAUUGUUGAUGACAAUGAGUUUGGAUGCAUAUAUAGCAUGAUUGAGCUUGAUUGAUAGCACUUAGAGUGAUUAGUGGUAGCAUAUCGGUCAAAGUAGACUAUUGUUAAUCUCUUGAACUAGUUUUGAACACCGUGAGACUUUGAGCUUAUUUAGACUAAACACUUGAUAUUAGUCUCAAAUUCAUUUCUUGUAUGAUUGCGUCAUGCCUAGAUAUGCAUCUCUAGAACUUGAUUUUUCUCUCCUUAAGACUACAUGAUAACUACAUGCUAAUAAACAUGAUAAAG
This is a messenger RNA of Cynara cardunculus var. scolymus (artichoke), 1284 nucleotides long. RefSeq lists its product as uncharacterized. Lineage: Eukaryota; Viridiplantae; Streptophyta; Magnoliopsida; Asterales; Asteraceae. The transcript is spliced from 2 exons. Bases 200 to 553 code for a protein of 117 amino acids. The record is from RefSeq and is a predicted model, not a curated record.